This is a messenger RNA of Asparagus officinalis (garden asparagus), 3026 nucleotides long. Its product is annotated as pentatricopeptide repeat-containing protein At1g15510, chloroplastic. Gene Ontology annotation, molecular function: zinc ion binding; RNA binding; protein binding. Lineage: Eukaryota; Viridiplantae; Streptophyta; Magnoliopsida; Asparagales; Asparagaceae. Gene Ontology annotation, biological process: RNA modification. The record is from RefSeq and is a predicted model, not a curated record. The transcript has a single exon. The coding region runs from base 117 to 2726 and encodes 869 amino acids.
GUCAUUACCUGAUCCUCAUCUCCUCCGCUAACACCCUCUUAAACCCUCUCUCUACCUCCUCAAAGGGAUAAACCCCGCCUUUUAAACGAUGUCAUUUCUCUCUCCCUCCUCAAAAAAUGGCAGCAAUCUCAAUCCAAAGACCUGACAACGCUCUCUCCCUCUCUCUCCCUUCUAACCCUAAACCCCUCAAGCCCAUCAUAUGCCUCAGCCUCGCCCCUGAUUCCAACCCUCAGCUCUCCCUCAACAAAACCCACCACCAAAUUCCCAAUCCCGACCCCAAUCCCGACCCCAAUCAAGAAAUCCGCCGACUCUGCGUCCACGGCGAUCUUGACAAAGCCUUACUCAUCCUCGACUCCUCGGGCUGCUCCCCAUUCGAUGAAGAUGCCUACAUUUCACUCUUAAAGCUCUGCGAAUGGCGACGAGCGGUGCUCGAGGGCUCGAGGGUCUACUCGCACCUCAAUCUGACGAAUACCCAGUUGACCCUUCGCCUUGGAAAUGCUCUGUUGAGCAUGUUUGUGAGGUUUGGGAAUCUGUACAUUGCAUGGGUGGUGUUCGGUAAAAUGGUUGAGAGAGAUAUCUUUUCUUGGAAUGUGAUGGUUGGUGGGUAUGCAAAAGCUGGAUUUUUCGAUGAGGCCUUGGAUUUGUAUUCGAGGAUGACUUGGGCUGGGUUUAUGCCUGAUGUGUAUACUUUUCCUUGUGUUUUGAGGACAUGUGGAGGUGUUCCGGAUUGGACUAUGGGAAGAGAGGUUCAUUGCCAUGUUUUGAGAUUUGGGCUUGGGUUGGAAAUUGAUGUUUUGAAUGCUUUGAUCACAAUGUAUGCGAAAUGUGGUGAUGUGAUUACUCCUCGUAAAGUGUUUGACGGUAUGCUUAUCAGAGAUUGUAUUUCGUGGAAUGCAAUGAUUUCGGGAUAUUUUGAGAAUGAUGAGUGUGUGGAAGGGUUGAGAUUGUUUUUAACUAUGCUGGAAGUUUCUAUUGAGCCGGACUUGAUGACGAUGACAAGUGUAAUCGCUGCUUCUUCGCAGUUGUGUUAUAAGUGCUUAGGGAAGGAAAUUCAUGGAUAUGCUAUAAAGAAAGGGUUCUAUCAAGAUGUUUCAUUGUGCAAUUCAUUGAUUCAAAUGUACACUAGUUUUAGAAAUUUGGACGAAGCAGAGAAAGUAUUCUCUAGAAUGGAGUCUAGAGAUGUAGUCUCAUGGACAACAAUGAUAUCAGGUUAUGAGAAAAACGAAACUCCAGAAAGAGCUUUGGAAGUGUUUGAACAGAUGAAACAAGAUAAUGUGAACCCAGAUGAGGCCACAAUAGCUAGUGUUCUCUCUACGUGUGCUUGCUUGGGCCGCCUUGAUAUUGGGAUGGAAUUGCAUGAGCUAGCAAGGAAAAAAGGGUUAGUGUCAUAUGCAACAGUUGGAAAUGCGCUUCUUGAUAUGUAUUCCAAGUGUAGGUGCAUCGAUAAGGCUGUAGAAGUCUUUAGAAGAAUGACCGAGAUAGAUGUGAUAUCUUGGAGCUCAAUAAUCUCGGGCUUAAGGAUCAACAACAGGAGCAUCGAAGCUUUAAGCUUCUUUCGCCAAAUGCAAGUCGAUGUAAAACCCAAUUCGAUCACAUUGAUUGCUGCACUCUCUGCCUGUGCUUCAGUCGGAGCUCUGUUGUGUGGAAAGGAAAUCCAUGCCCAAGCUUUGAGGACAGACCUAGAUUUUGACGGGUAUCUGCCCAAUGCGCUUAUUGACCUCUAUAUAAAGUGUGGCAGAAUGGAAUAUGCUUUGAAAAAAUUUGAUGUGCACCUUAACAAGGAUGUGGUAUCUUAUAACAUCAUGCUUGCUGGCUAUGCUGGCAGAGGGCAAGGAGAUCUUGCCAUUGAAUUGUUCAAUCAGAUGGUGGAAUUUGGAGUUCAUCCUGAUGAAGUUACAUUUGUAGCCCUCUUGUGUGCUUGUGGCAGUUCUGGAUUGCUGACACAAGGUUGGAAUUAUUUUAAGACUAUGGAGCAAAAUUUUGCUAUUUCCCCCAAUCUCAAACACUAUGCAUCGAUGGUGGAUCUUUUGUCGCGGGCGGGGUGCUUGGAAGAAGCACACCAAUUUAUAAAAGAUAUGCCUAUCAAGCCUGAUGCUGCAAUCUGGGGGGCUUUGCUUAAUGGUUGCAGGAUUUAUCGUCGGGUUGAACUUGGUGAAGUUGCUGCGAAAAGGAUAUUUGAGUUGGACUCAGAAAGUGUUGGAUAUUAUGUGCUAUUAUGUAAUUUAUAUGCAGAUGAUGGCAGAUGGGAUCAGGUGGCAAGAGUAAGGAAAGCUAUGAGUGAGAGAGGGCUAAUGGUUGAUCCAGGAUGCAGUUGGGUUGAGGUUAAAGGAUCUGUUCAUGCUUUUCUUAGUGGUGACGAGUCUCAUCCACAGAUAAACGAAAUCCGUGCAGUCUUGAAUGGACUUUAUGAUAGAAUGGAGGUAGCUGGUUUCAAUGUGUCAGAAAACAGACUCUCAAACCAGAUUGAGGCAUCAAAGGCAGAUAUCUUUUGUGGUCACAGUGAAAGAUUAGCUGUUGGUUUUGGGCUCAUAAGUAGCACUCCUGGGACGCCUAUAUGGGUAACAAAAAAUCUUUAUAUGUGUGCAAACUGUCAUAGCAUUAUUAAGUUGAUAUCAAAGAUCGUUCGUCGAGAGAUCACAAUUAGGGAUACUGAACAAUUUCACCAUUUCAGAGAUGGCAAGUGCUCUUGUGGGGAUGAGGGAUAUUGGGGAAGAAAUAACGGCUAGUAGCAGCUGAGAUAUCUGCUAGUUUCAUUGAUAAACAUAGAACAUGCCAAUGAGUAUGACACAAAAUACCUGGAAAUGUGAUUGCCAGCAUUGAGAAGAAAACGGUACAGGGUCCUGGGCAAUUUAUUUACAGGAUAAAAACAUUAUGUGAUCUUGUCAAAGGAAAGGCUUACUUCUGUAUACAGAGUGUUGUGGUGUUGUAUAAUUCUGGUGUACUAUAAUCUGUUUCUUGUUGUAGCUUAUAUGCCCAAAAAAUUUCGUGGCAUCUGUUUGUUUGUGCAUAAUAAAACUCCUGAAAAA